AUGGCGCCCCUCACGCCUGAAGACUACAAGAUCGCAUGGAUCUGUGCCUUGCCGUUAGAGGCGGCAGCCGCCCGCGCGAUGCUUGACAAAAUUCACCACCCACCUCAACCGAUCACUGAUCAGAAUGCCUACGAAUUUGGAGAACUGAAUGGCCAUUAUAUUGUGAUUGCUCACUUACCGGAUGGCGUCUAUGGAACUAUCUCUGCCACGGCGAUCGUAUCUCGCAUGCGCUUAACCUUCACUCGGCUUCAAUUCGGAUUAAUGGUGGAGAUUGGAGGCGGAGUCCCGAGCAAGAAUAAUGAUAUUUGUUUAGGGAUGUGGUGCAAUUCUCGCCUCCGAGUUAUGAUUCAGAUCUUCUAUUCUGUUCCUCGUACUGCCAUGCCGACGUGGAGGCUGAUUGCGAGGCGUGUGACAGAGAGCAGUGAUAAGGGAUGCAAAAAAGCGCGAUUUAUUGGCCCGUCAGCACGGGAUACUCUGCUUCGAGAUGGAGACGGCAGGCAUUAUGGACGAACUUCCGACUCUUGUGAACGAGGUAUAUGCGAUUAUUGCGACUCCCAUAAGCAGAAACAGUGGCAAGGAUAUGCAUCCUUGACUGCAGCCGCCUUUGCAAAGCUGUUGCUAUCAAUGGUUCCUGUUUACCCUGCAGCUGUCAACUUCGUUAAGGGCACCAGAGAGCGGCACUGGAUGGUCCCGUUAGCAAGGAAUCCAAGAUUUGUUAGUCGCCAGGAAGAAAUAAUGGAGCUGGGAAAAAUGAUUGCAAUGCAGGACGGGCCGAGGAGGAUUGCAUUAACUGGCUUAGGAGGUGUUGGGAAGACCCAGGCGGCCCUAGAGCUCGCAUACCGCAUACGGGAUAAGGAUAAAGAGCUUUCGGUCUUCUGGCUCCCAUGCACUAGUCAUGCAAUGGUUGAGCAGUCAUUUCUAAAGAUGAGACAAAUGGUUGGGCUCAGUAACGUGAAGCCAGCAGAAAUCAAAGAACAGAUAAAGUCAUAUUUCAGCUCUGAGCACGGAGGCAAAUGGCUUUUGAUCUUCGACAAUGCAGAUGAUACAGAGAUGUGGCUAGGGCCCAAUGACACAGCUCCAGGUUUUGAGCAAUUCCUUCCUCAGAGUGAAAAUGGCCACAUUCUAUUCACUACCCGCAAUAGGGAACUUGCGGUAGAUCUCACCUUCUCUAAUAAUAUUUCCAUUCCAGACGAGGAUCAGGAAACUGCGCAGAGUAUCCCAGAGAGCCUACUGUUGCGGAAACAUUUAGUUGAGGACCAUGGCAUGAUGGUGGCUCUCUUGGAAAAGCUUGCAUAUCUUCCAUUAGCGAUCGCGCAGGCAUCAGCGUGCAUCAAUAAAAAGUGCAUAAGUCUGCCUGCAUAUUUUAAGAUCUUACAAGAGGAAGAACAAGUUGCUGUGGAGCUCCUCAGCGAGGACUUUAGGGACCCAGGACGCUAUAAGGAUAUCGAGAGUUCCGUGAUCACCACCUGGUGGAUAUCCUUCAAACAGAUCCAACACCAAGCACCAUUAGCAGCAGACUAUCUAUCCUUCAUGGCCUGCAUUAGCCCACGGAAUAUUCCGCAGUCUCUUCUUCCGUCGUAA
Messenger RNA from Aspergillus nidulans FGSC A4, 1581 nucleotides. RefSeq lists its product as uncharacterized. Lineage: Eukaryota; Fungi; Ascomycota; Eurotiomycetes; Eurotiales; Aspergillaceae. Gene Ontology annotation, biological process: nucleoside metabolic process. The record is from RefSeq and is a predicted model, not a curated record. The transcript is spliced from 3 exons. The coding region runs from base 1 to 1581 and encodes 526 amino acids. Gene Ontology annotation, molecular function: ADP binding; catalytic activity.